AUGACCAACACCAGCUUGUUUCUGCAACUUUUCAUGGGAAUUUUUCUCAGUGUGGCAGGUUCCCAGUCCCACUGUCCCAUCACACUGGAGCCUUCAAGUGUUCUAAUAAAAUAUGGGGAGAGCAUAACAGUUAACUGUACCGCGGACUCUGAGCAUGACGGUUUGGGCCUGGAAGUGACAGGAUACAGCACUGGCCAGCAACAGGUCAAUCAUCAGUCUUGGACGCUGGACAAUGUCACGGAUCCGAGCACGGAGCUUUAUUGCAUCAUGACCCUCAAGACAGGAGAGUCGUGCAACAAAAAACUUGACCUUGUUUUGUACAAUGUGCCAGAGAAAUUCCAGAUCAUCUCCAAUAACAGUGAUGGUGCGUUGGAGGAAGGGGAAAACUAUUACCUGAAAUGUGAAGUCGAAAAGUUUGCUCCUGCUGAAAAUGUAUCAGUGCUGUGGUACAAAGACAACAGAGAAUAUCCCACGGAAACAUUUAACAACUAUUUACAAGAAAUUCCAAAUGCAAGUGAGAUUAACUUUAUCCCAACAAGAAAAGAUCAUGGAGAAAGGAUCAGGUGCGAAGCCCAAUUGGAUCUCAGAAGCAAAGGACUCUACGUCAACGUUUCGUCACAAAUAUUCCAAAUAAAUGUGAAGUUUCCUCCAAAAUUGUUAAGUAGCGCUGUGGCAAUUGAAGAAGGAGAGACCCUUGACAAUAAAAGCCCCAUAGAAGGACAUGCCACUCUUAAAGUCGAGUGGUUUAAAAAUGGACAGAAGAUAAAUUCGAGUGUGCCCCUAAGACGAGAGGAUUCCGGCUCUUACAGAGCAAAUGCUGAAGGAGUGACUUUUGAUGUCAUUUUUCAUGUAGUAUAUGGACCUGAGCUGAGGUGUGCACCUUUUUAUACUGCUUUUGAAGACUCCACUAAUCAGCUCAACUGCACAAUUGGAGGCUACCCCAAACCAGAAGUUUCUUUGUACAAAGACGGUGAAGAGGACGGUGAAGUUUUAGGAUAUGAUGAAGUUAUUGGAUAUUUCCUAAAACCAACUCGUAAAGAUUCUGGGAAUUACACACUCGUCGCCUCGACAGAAAACCGCAAUGUCACGCAAACGUUUGAGGUCUUUGUUCAUUAUGCACCAUCAGAGAUUUUUGAGCUCGAAGACUCACUUUUCACUCUAGGCUCUUCUGUAUCUCUAAAAUGUGAUGCCAGAGGGAACCCACGACCAUUGUACCGCUGGGUUUAUUAUAAUACUUCAAAUGUCUUCGAGAAACAGGACGAUGGUGUGUCGAUUUUGGAGAUUCACAAUGCCACAACGUUCAACAUGGGCAGGUACAAGUGCACUGCGAUGAAUGAGCAUGGGGUAGUCUUCAAAACAGCAAGGCUCUAUGUAAAAGAUGUCAAGCAAGAAUGCCCUCUUCAAAUAAGCCCGGAGAUAAUGGUGUUGGAACAUAACGGUGAGGCGGCAAGUGCCACAUGCAAGGCACUAGAACCUUCAAAUGUCAAAGAACUUUACUGGAUGGAUGAAGGAGGGAAUCAGACCAGCAGCACCUCUGAAUGGAUCGCUGAUACACAACACUGGGAUGUAAGGCCUGUAUGCAAAGGAGACUUUCAUGGACUAGGAAAAUGCGAGAAGAGACUAGACCUUAUUCUGUACAAAAUUCCCGACAGUGUUUCUAUCAACAUUGAAGGAGGUGAUGUCCCAUUAAAGGAAAAUGAUUUAUAUACUCUUGUUUGUGAAGUCACAAAUGUUGCUCCUGCAAAGCAAGUCGUUGUGCACUGGUUCCAUGGAAAUGAAUCAUUCAAGUCUCAAUCCGAAGUCACUUGUGUUGGGUGUAAUAUCAACACAACCAGGAGUGUGACAAUGCUGUUCAGAACAAACAUCACUGUAGACAGAAAACUAAAUGGAGUGGAGUUUUCAUGUGAGGCUGUUCUGAACUUACCUGAAAUACAUCACCCACCCACCGUGUCCACACCGCUCAACAUUACUGUUCACUAUCCUCCCAUCAUUAACACAUCAAAACUUUCAAGUACUGUCCCUGUGUUCAGCGGUUAUUCUGAGGAUCUAAAAUGUGAAGCGGACGGAAACCCGCGACCAGAGAUUAGAUGGAUAUCGGAUGUAGCCGUGUCGCCACAGCGCUCCAAUGGAGUUCUGUCUGUGACGGGAAAGGGAAUAUACAUAUGCAAUGCAACCAAUCACUAUGGGUCGGACUAUCAUCAAGUGGAAGUUAUUGAAAAAGUGGACUACCUGCCGCUGAUAGCUGGAUUUGUUGCAGUAACCGUAGUCAUCAUCUCUAUUAUUUUUGUCUUCAUCUUCUCAAUAUACUACAAAAACACCAAGAUGCGGCGCUACAAUCUGAAAAACCCUAAAUUUGGCAUCCACAAUCAUGGCAACGUGGCUCACAAUGGAUGGGACCUGCCUUUACCAAUGACCAAACUUUAA
This is a messenger RNA of Knipowitschia caucasica, 2424 nucleotides long. The record is from the annotation of a GenBank genome assembly. NCBI's taxonomy places the organism in Eukaryota, Metazoa, Chordata, Actinopteri, Gobiiformes, Gobiidae.